Coprinopsis cinerea okayama7#130 is the source of this 1194-nucleotide messenger RNA. Its product is annotated as cytoplasmic protein. The coding region runs from base 1 to 1194 and encodes 397 amino acids. The record is from RefSeq and is a predicted model, not a curated record. Gene Ontology annotation, biological process: positive regulation of mitochondrial translation. The transcript has 6 exons. NCBI's taxonomy places the organism in Eukaryota, Fungi, Basidiomycota, Agaricomycetes, Agaricales, Psathyrellaceae.
AUGUUCGCCCUUGUCCGCUCUUGUGCCCGGGCCCAAAGGUUCUCUAGGGUACAACUGCCUCGAUACUCACAUUGGUCUCUCAGGAACUUUGCUACGGACAGGGCGACAUCGACCUCCGUCUCGAAAAAGCUACCCACCGCGAACCCGCUGACGGACGGAAAACCAAAACCAAAAGAAGUGACGCCCCUCAGGCGGUCAGCUUCAGAGUCUCUGGCAUUUAGGACGAACCCAACACCAACACGGAGCCCUAUCCAACCUGUCUUCACAUUUGCAACGUCCGAGCGCUACAUUUUGUCGCGGCUCCGGAGUCAUCCUGAUCUUCCACCGCGGGCACAAGCUUUACACGAAGCGUGGUGGGUUCCGAAAUGGGUCGGCAAUAAUGGCCAGGUUGGAGAAGUUUUCGUAUUCUCCAAUGGAAGUUUUGUAUCUUGGGGCUUGGAUGAAGUAGAGGUGAGGAGGUUCGCGAAGCAAAUCAUCGACAGGACAGCGGGCAUGAGCGUGGCGCGUCUCAAAGAGGAAGAGACGGAAGAACUCGAAUUCGUGGUCGACCCUAGCGAGUUGAGUGGUGCGUCUACGCGACUACAGGGUGACUUGAUUAUCCUCGGAAAGACUCCGCCAUUGAGCGAACCGGAAUUACUGCCCGUCAGCCUACCUCCGAUGGCAUUCCCUGAGGAAUCUCUGUUGGCUCGGUACGCGUAUUCGCAGGCCCUUUCACGGUCAACGGCGCUUGCUGCACUCGAGGAAUCAUUGGACAACUAUCUGGACUCUAUGGCGAUGUUACCGCAUACCUUGGCUGAGACUGGAAAGCCCGGGAUGCCCAGGAAGCAACUCAUCAAGAAACUCGGUGAACUCAUGAAGUUCAGGCAGCUGCUGAAUCUCAACAAGGAGAACUUUUCGGAAGUCCCGGAUUUCUACUGGGCUGAGCCAGAGCUCGAAAAAUAUUUCAAGUCUAUGAGCAAUGCACUGGAAGUUCGAGGCCGAACCGCUGCUUUGAAUGACAAGAUUACAUACGCUGGAGAGCUGCAAUCUUCACUCCGACAGCUGUUGACAGAAUCUUCAGGCCAUUCUAUGGAACUGAUAAUUAUCCUACUUAUCGCGGUCGAGGUUGUCAUUGCUCUCAUUCGAGAAGGGCCGGACCUAUGGCGCAUGGUCCGAGGUGAGAAGGAAGAGGACAAGCUGUCUGUCAGCGCCUAA